This is a messenger RNA of Laccaria bicolor S238N-H82, 351 nucleotides long. RefSeq lists its product as uncharacterized. The record is from RefSeq and is a predicted model, not a curated record. The transcript has a single exon. Gene Ontology annotation, cellular component: mRNA cleavage and polyadenylation specificity factor complex. Gene Ontology annotation, biological process: mRNA 3'-end processing by stem-loop binding and cleavage. Gene Ontology annotation, molecular function: 5'-3' exonuclease activity; RNA binding; RNA endonuclease activity. The coding region runs from base 1 to 351 and encodes 116 amino acids. Lineage: Eukaryota; Fungi; Basidiomycota; Agaricomycetes; Agaricales; Hydnangiaceae.
AUGUCUCUGGCAUCCAUUAUUCCGGUUUCAGCCCAUCAGCUAAUAACAAUUUGCCCCAGUGUUUCCUUCACACCAUAUCACGCUGGUCAUGUCCUGGGUGCUUGCAUGUUCUUCAUUGACAUUGCUGGUUUGAAAAUACUCUACACUGGAGAUUACUGGCAGGAGGAAAAUCGACAUCUUGUCAAAGCUGAACUGCCACCAGUGCAACCCGAUGUUCUCAUUGUAGAAAGUACAUAUGGUGUCCAAACCUUGGAAGGUCGGGAAGAGAAGGAACAAUGUUUCACAAAUUUGGUUCAUUCUGUCAUUCGCCAAGGUGGCCAUGUUCUCCUCCCAGCAUUUGCUCUCAGCUGA